Puma concolor (puma) is the source of this 2511-nucleotide messenger RNA. NCBI's taxonomy places the organism in Eukaryota, Metazoa, Chordata, Mammalia, Carnivora, Felidae. The record is from RefSeq and is a predicted model, not a curated record.
AUGGUGCGCCCUUCUGGCCUACUAACCCGCCAAGAGGAACCAGUGCCAUUGAAGAGCAUCUGUGUGACCUUGUCCAUUCGUGAGUUUGUGGCUGGUGUGGCUGCUACCUUAAACUAUGAAAAUGAAGAGAAAUUUCCUUUGGAGACCUUCUUUGUGUUCCCCAUGGAUGAAGAUUCAGCUGUCUACAGCUUUGAGGCCAUGGUGGAUGGGAAGACAAUUAAAGCAGAAUUAAAGGAUAAGAAGAAGGCCCACAUCAUCUAUGAGAGUGCCAUCAGCCACCGCCACCAAGCUUUCCUCCUGGAAGAGGACAAGUGCUCCAGGGACGUCUUCUGUUGCAAUGUGGGGAACUUGCAACCUGGGUCAAAGGUGGCACUCACCCUGAAGUACGUGCAGGAGCUGCCCCUGGAAGCGGAUGGGGCCCUGCGCUAUGUGCUCCCAGCUGUCUUGAAUCCUCGAUACCGUUGCUCUGGAUCGCCUGAGGACAGUUGCCUUGAUUUGAAGACUCCCAUAGUCCCUUUGGAUGACUUGCCCUAUGCGUUCAGCAUGACUGCCACUGUCAGUUCCCAGCAUGGCAUUGAGACGAUCCAGUCCAACUGCCCCUUGAGUCCUAUUGAGUACCUUGGAGAUAAGAAGACUUCUGCCCAGAUUUCCUUGGCUGAUGGACACAAAUUUGAUCGAGAUGUGGAACUCCUGAUUUACUACAGGGAGGUGCAUACCCCCAGUGUAGCUGUGGAGUUGGGGAAUCCUAAAAACAACCCAGAUGGUUUGAUGAAAGAUCCGUCUGCGAUGGUGUGUUUCUACCCAAAUAUCCCAGAAGUUGAGCCAUCAGCUAUCUGUGGAGAAUUCGUCUUCCUCAUGGACUGCUCAGGGAGUAUGCAGUGCCCCAUAAGUAAACAGGAUAAAUCACAGUUGCGCAUAGAGGCAGCCAAGGAAACACUGAUUUUGCUGCUGAAGAGUUUGCCUGUAAACUGUCAUUUCAAUAUCUAUGCAUUUGGAUCUUCCUUCGAGGCAUUCUUUCCGAAUAGUGUGAAAUACACUCAGGAUACCAUGGAAGAGGCACUGAGGAGAGUUAAACUCAUGCGGGCGGACCUAGGGGGCACGGAAAUCUUGACACCACUCCAGGUCAUUUACAGAGAACCUUCCAUCCCGGGCCACCCCCUACAGCUUUUUGUCUUCACAGAUGGAGAAGUUACUGACACGUUCAGUAUAAUUAAAGAAGUUCGGAACCACAGACUGAGGCACAGAUGUUUCUCCUUUGGGAUUGGAGAAGGAGCCUCCACCAGCCUCAUAAAGGCAUGUCGGCCCGGUAGAGGUGCACUCAGGGUAAUUUAUCACAGAGACAGGAUGCAGGCCAAGGCACUUAGGGCCCUGAAACACGCUCUACAGCCCGCAGUAGAGGAUGUUUCUGUGAACUGGGAUUUGCCUCGUGGUCUGUCUGCUAAAACACUUUCACCAGAACAGACUGUCCUCUAUAAGGGUCAGAGGUUAAUUGUCUAUGCCCAGUUGACUGGGACCAUGCCGGUGAAAGAGGGAACAGGAGAAGUUUGCCUCAACUACACACUCCAGGGCAAGAGUUGUGAGAAUAAGGUGACAUUUUCCCUACAACCCAAGCUUGAUGACAACUUCACUAUUCACCGCCUUGCUGCCAAGGCCUUUCUCCAGAGCAUGGACAUAGGCUUCGGGGAGACUCCAGCAAAAACUAAAAAAGAUGUGCUGAAAGUCAGCAUUGACUGUGGAGUCAUAAGCUCCCACACAGCUUUCAUUGCCAUCAACAAGGAUGUCAACAAGCCAGUUCAGGGGCCCCUGGCUUGUAGGGACAUUCCAAGGCCGGUUCUGCUGGGUGCUGCUGUGCAGAUGCCACAAUGCAAAAGAGUUGCUCAUUUAAAGGCCUGGUCCUCCUACCCACCUCGUGCAUCUCGGCCCACACAGACCAAUCAGUACUUGAGCAUGUCAUGUCAACUGAAUGUUCACAAAAGUCUCUGUAAGCCCAUGGUUAACGAGGGCCUGUGCUCUCCAGGGUCUGCUAGGAUCUUUGGCUGUAGGCAUGGUUCACAGCCUCCACCAAAUAUCUUCCAAGCAAUGGAACUGCCUGUCCAAGACACAAUGCCCCAGGAAUUGAAGGACCUUGAUGCUGGCUCCUGGGGAUUUGACCUUCCCACCAGAGCACCGCCAGUCUUUGGAGAGACUUAUCUGGUGCAGCUGAUAUCCCUCCAAAAUGCAGAUGGUUCCUGGGAUCUAGAUGAAGAUCUGGCCAGGAUCCUAGGUAUAAGUUUGAAAGACCUAUGGUCUGCACUCCCUGUCAAGGAUGCAGAUUCCUCAAGCUGGGCCACAGUCCUGGCGGUGGUUUGGCUACAUGCCAAGGCUAAGCACCAGAAGUGUGAGUGGGAACUUCUGGAAAAGAAGGCCAGAACCUGGAUUAACAGUAAUGCAGGCUCCAUCAAGAAAAAGCUUGUGAAAGCUGCUAUUGCUUUUACCAAGUCCUCCGUGGACCCUGCUGUCUUUGGGAUCUGA